AUGCACUUUUCCUUCUUCACUCUCGCUGGCCUGGCCUCCUUGGCUACUGCCCAGUCGACCUUUUCUCCACUUCGUCCGCCUGCUAUUCCUUUGGCGGUUAAAUCUCCUUACAUGUCCACAUGGCAGCAAGCAGGUAGCGAUGGUGGCAAUGGCGGCUACUUACCAGGACAAUGGCCGACAUUUUGGAACGGCGCCAUCACAGGUUGGUGCGGAAUGAUCCGAGUCGAUAAUUCUACAUACACCUGGAUGGGCAAUCCGGAUGGCGCCCGGGCUUUUGUCAACCAGACUGCUUUCUCUUACACGUCAACGAAAUCCAUCUUUACCAUGCAGGCCGGACCUGUGCAGAUGGUUGUAACCUUCCUUUCAAAUGUCACCCCAGAUGACCUGCUUCGAUCAUCGCUGCCGCAGACCUACAUGAAUGUGGAUGUCAAGAGCACGGACGGCAGAACGCACAGCGUGCAACUGUAUUCUGACAUCUCAGCGGAAUGGGUAUCCGGUGACCGCGGAGCCACGGCACAGUGGGCAUAUGGUAAUGUCAACGAUGAUCCGCAGCCCAAAGUGUUCGCGGCUGCGUCAUCCGCGGCGUCUACAAGCCAGCCAGCAACUACGUUCGGGACACAGACUGCCUUCAAGGUUGAGAACGUCGUUCCAACUUUUGUGCCAAUCGCCGCAGACGGCCUGGGCUCCCGACCAAAUCCAGCACGGAAUCAGCCAAAUGCGACUUUCUCGCCUGUGGCUGUUCAAUCGGUCGGCGCGGCGUCUGGAGGCGUCUCAUAUCACAGAGUCUACAGACAGCAGCAACUGGAAUUCAGUUCGAUCAACGAGCAGGCCGAAUGGGGCCACUGGUACUUCGCUACUGCCAAUACUACGAAGCUCACAUUCCAGUCCGGCCAAGACACUACAGUUCGAGGGAAUUUUAUGAGAUCCGGCAAUCUUGCGAAUACCAGAGAUACGAGAUUCAGAGCGAUCAACAACGCCUAUCCAGUCUUUGGCUUCGCUGUCAAUGUUGGUCAGCUAGGCUCCACUAUUCAAAGCACAUUGUGGCAGAUCAGUCUCCAUCAGCAGAACUGUGUUCAAUUCCAAGGCACUAAGAAUGGCGUUCAGAAGCUACCGUGCAUGGUGACCAAUUACUUCCCGACAGAGCUGGCCGCCAUGAAAUGGUUUUACGAUGACUACAGCAACGCGAAAGCGUUGUCGUCCAGCUUUGAUUCUAAAGUUCAAAGUGAUUCAGUCGCGGCAGGAGGAGCCGAUUACGCAAAAAUCACAUCCCUCGCUGUCAGACAGGCGUUCGCUGCCAACGAAUUUGCAAAUACUCCAGAGAAGCCAUUGCUCUUCAUGAAGGAGAUCAGCUCUGAUGGCAACACCAACACGGUCGACGUGAUCUUCCCCUUCCAUCCUAUUGCAAUCUAUGCAAAUGCUACACUUCUCAAAUGGCUGCUCGAUCCACUCUUCAUCAAUCAAGAAGCCGGCAACUGGCCGAAGAAGUACUCUAUCCACGACAUUGGCAGCAAUUUCCCCAAUGCGACAGGUCACAGUGAUGGUAACGCCGAAGACCAACCGCUCGAAGAGUGCGGAAACAUGGUCAUCAUGGCACUCGCUUAUGCUCAGCGAGCAAAUGACAAUGCAUAUCUGAGCCAGCAUUACCAGAUCCUCAAGCAAUGGACAGGCUAUCUCAUCGACGAAGCUCUAAUCCCAGCAAAUCAAAUCUCCACAGACGACUUCGCAGGCCCAGCAGCAAACCAGACUAAUCUCGCGAUCAAGGGCAUAAUCGGUAUCGAAGCAAUGGCACAGAUCGCCAACAGAACUGGCAACGUCGCGGACGGCAAGAAUUACACUCGCAUCGCUCAUGACUACAUAGCCAAGUGGCAGAAGCUGGGCAUAAACUCGAAUGCCAACCCACCACAUACCACUUUCAACUAUGGCAAUAACAGCUCUUACAGUCUGUUGUACAAUCUCUACGCCGAUCGCGAACUGGGAUUACAGCUUGUCCCGCAGAGCGUUUAUGAUAUGCAGAGUACAUUCUACAAGACGAAAUUUAACAAGUAUGGAGUGCCGCUGGAUACGAGGCAUACUUAUACCAAGAAUGACUGGGAAAUCUUCUGUGCUGCCAUUGCUGCCUCAGAUACCAAGUCGCAGUUCACAUCGGUCAUUGCCAAAUGGCUAGACCAAACGCCAACGAACCACGGUUUCGGAGAUCUUUAUGAUACUAUUAGUGGCGACUAUCCUGGCAUCAACUUCCUCGCUCGUCCAGUUGUGGGAGGCAUGUUCGCCUUCUUGGCUUUGAACAGCGCCCCUACAAGCGGAGUCUACCUGCCCAGAGGAUCUUGA
Cercospora beticola is the source of this 2328-nucleotide messenger RNA. RefSeq lists its product as uncharacterized. The record is from RefSeq and is a predicted model, not a curated record. NCBI's taxonomy places the organism in Eukaryota, Fungi, Ascomycota, Dothideomycetes, Mycosphaerellales, Mycosphaerellaceae.